Messenger RNA from Desarmillaria tabescens, 390 nucleotides. RefSeq lists its product as uncharacterized. NCBI's taxonomy places the organism in Eukaryota, Fungi, Basidiomycota, Agaricomycetes, Agaricales, Physalacriaceae. The record is from RefSeq and is a predicted model, not a curated record. The annotation marks the transcript as partial. The transcript is spliced from 4 exons.
AUCAUGAACUUCACGUCCCUCUUACUUACUUUCCUCUCCCUCUUCGCAUGGGUAUUCGCAAGCCCUGUCAACCUGGACAAGCGAGAUGUCUUCAUCCCUCCUAUUCUGUAUCCACACUCUGGUACCGUGUGGACAAUUAAACAGCGUCACAAUGUUACCUGGGAUACCUCCAAUGCUCCUGUGAAUAUCAUAAACCCCAUAGGUUACAUAUUACUAAGAAAGGCAAACAGACCUACUCCUGUGAUCCUUGCCGAAGGGUUUGAUAUUCUACUCGGUCGAAUCGAAGUAACGGUACCUUGGGUUAUUCGAGGAGAUGACUAUUCUCUACUUUUGUAUGGCGAUUCCGGAAAUUGGAGCGAUAACUUUACGAUCACCGGGGCGCUCUUCUAA